Messenger RNA from Lodderomyces elongisporus, 2067 nucleotides. RefSeq names its product Mdl2p (gene MDL2). Lineage: Eukaryota; Fungi; Ascomycota; Pichiomycetes; Serinales; Debaryomycetaceae. Bases 1 to 2067 code for a protein of 688 amino acids. The transcript has 2 exons. Gene Ontology annotation, molecular function: ABC-type oligopeptide transporter activity; ATP binding; ATP hydrolysis activity. The record is from RefSeq and is a predicted model, not a curated record. Gene Ontology annotation, biological process: oligopeptide export from mitochondrion. Gene Ontology annotation, cellular component: mitochondrial inner membrane.
AUGGAAAAAGAGUCAUCCAAGUUGACAAAGAAGAGCUUUCGCGAAAACAUCAAAACAAUAGGACGGAUAAUGAGACUAGGCAAGCUGGACUGGAAGUUGUUUCUUUUGGCUGUUGGAUUUAUUGUGUGUGCUGUUUUAUACCCCACAACGGCUGUAAGGCUAGUAGGAGCUAUACUUGAUUCGUUCAAUCUGGGGGUCAAAGACGAAGAUGGCAACUUGAUAGUCUGGGGCUUUAAACUUUCAACCAUAUUUGGGUUGAUGGUUCCAUUUAUGUGUCUUAGUGCUACAUGUUUCUGGGCAAGAAACUGGGUAUUAAAGCUCUUGGGUGAAAGAUUGGUUGCUAGGCUCAGGGCCAAUGUAAUGAAAAGCAUGUUGCGUCAUGAUAACAGAUUCUAUGAUAAUGACAAGAAUAAAGUUGGAGAUCUCAUCAGUAGACUUUCGAGUGAUGCAUAUGUCGUGAGCAAGUCGAUUACAGGCAGCUUACCCGAUGGGUUAAAGAAUUUGCUUCUUGGAGUAGUGAGUUCAUACAUGAUGUAUUCGAUUAAUCCGCUUUUGUUUGGAGUGAUGCUUUUGAUUUCACCACCAAUAACUUUUGGUUCAGUCAUUUAUGGAGAAAAGAUUCGAAAAUUAUCCACAAAGUUGCAAAAUGCCACAGCAGGAUUGACCAAAGUAAGCGAAGAGACAUUGAAUUCAAUCAAGUUGGUUCAAGCAUUUACUGGAGAAAGGAAGGAAUUGGACAAGUACAGCGAAAGACUCCGUCAAGUGGUGACGGUUGCCAAGCAAGAAGCAUUGGCACAAUCGAACUAUUCGGUGAGCAUCUAUACCUUGUACCAUGUAGGUUACUUGUCAUGUGUUGCCGUUGGUGUAUGGCUUAUGACCCAUGGCCACAUGAGCGCAGGAGAUGUCGUUGCCUUUACUAUGUACCUGGAGUUUUUCAACCUGGCAUUGUACAGUUUGACAAAUACUUACCUUGAACUCAUGAAAGGUGCCGGAGCCGGUGUCAAACUAUUCAAUUUGCUUGAUUACAAGAGUGAUGUUCACCCAAUAAAGGGUGAAAAGGCAAGAAGCCUUCCCAAUGAAGUUGAGUUCCGCCAUGUUACGUUUAGUUACCCAACGCGUCCAAAAGAUAAAGUGUUUGAUGACUGCAGCUUUGUUGUUAAAGGCUCGUCCAGUACCUGUUUUGUUGCUCCUUCUGGUGCUGGUAAGUCGACAGUUGCGUCAUUGCUAUUGAGAUCGUAUAAUAUUCAACUGGGUGAGAUUCUUAUUGGAGGCAAAAACAUCAAGGAUUUGCAAGUCAGAGAUUUAAGAAGAUACAUCAUUGGUAUUGUGCAGCAAGAGCCUGUCUUGUUGAGUGGUACCAUAUUGGAAAAUAUCGUUUAUGGGCUUACACCACAACAAAUCGCCGGCCUCACAAUGGAUGAUGUCAUUGAAGUAAGUAAACAAGCAAAUUGCCACGACUUUAUUGAAAUGUUCCCCAACAAGUACGACACCAUCAUUGGCAGUCGCGGUGCAUCCUUAUCAGGAGGACAGAAGCAGAGGAUAGCCAUUGCGCGUGCACUAAUCAAGAAACCCCACAUAUUGAUCUUGGAUGAGGCAACUUCGGCCUUGGACUCGAAGUCUGAAGCCCUUAUAAACGAGACCUUGAGGGAUUUGACCUCGCAAGGAAAAAUGACAAUCAUCUCGAUUGCACACAGACUAUCCACGAUUUCCAAGUCAGAAUAUGUGAUUGUUUUGGGCAAGCACGGCCAAGUAGUAGAGGAAGGAAGAUUUGUACAACUUUUCAGUAAUCCUAAUAGUGAAUUAACCAAAUUGUUGGACGAAUCAACCAAUAAGCAAGAGCAGGAUGGUAUAGAUGAGGAUGAAGUUGAAAAGAUUGAGCAAGCAGACCGUGAAGCUGAAGAGAUUGAGAAAUUGCAGCAGGAGUAUGGUCAGCUUCAGCAAUUAAAAGAAUUAAUCGACUCUUUACCAGAAGAACUUAGAGAUCAACUUAUCCAAGAACUCACACUAGAUGCAGCAAAAAAAGUGCAGCACUUGGAUUCUGCAUUGGAUGAGGACUUGAAACGAUAA